Messenger RNA from Penicillium soppii, 309 nucleotides. RefSeq lists its product as uncharacterized. The record is from RefSeq and is a predicted model, not a curated record. The transcript has 2 exons. Lineage: Eukaryota; Fungi; Ascomycota; Eurotiomycetes; Eurotiales; Aspergillaceae. Bases 1 to 309 code for a protein of 102 amino acids.
AUGGUGCCCAGAAGAAUUGCCUUAUUUGGUUCGGAAGGGGGGGGGGGGGGACCCGAGAAUUGUGCGCAGACUGUUCUAUCUUCUGGCUUCCAGCUGGGAUUUGGCGUCUCUUCGACAAGCAUACCGAAUUGUAGCCAGUCAACUGGGAAUAAGCACUUCCGACCCAAACAGGGAGAUGAGAAAAUUCGUGUUCAGAGACAUCUGAGUAACCCGGAGUCUGGAAGAUGGCUGCUCAUUCUUGAUAAUGUGGACGAUCAUGGUUUGUGGACUAAAACCAAGAAUCCAGCAUCUGAACACCUCAAGAACUAG